AUGCAGGGCAUCCUGACGGUCACUCUGGUGCGGGCGACGGCGCUCGGCGGCUGGACGGGCGAGCCCGACCCCUACGUGGAGCUCACCCUGUACGGCGCAGGCGGCGACGCCUCCGCCGGCCAGCCGGGCGCGCGCAACGCCAAGGGCGGCUUCGCGGCGGCGCAGCACCGACAGGCGAGCCGCGAGGCCCGCCCCCUUUGCACCGCUGACGCCUCCCUCAUGCUUGCGGACUCAGUGUCCAACACCAUCUGGAACGAGGCCAACCCGAGGUUCAACGAGAAGUUUGACUUUGCCAUGAUCCCUGCGGGGGCCGUGCUGCUGGCCACCGUGAAGGACCGGACCUCCACCUUUGAGAAGAUAGCCAGCCUCAAGAUUACGGACCGCUUCAAGUCCGUCACCCUGGGACGCGUGAAGGUCCCGCUGAUGGAGGUGGCGGCCGCCGGGCGGCUGCGCGGCAGCUGGCCGCUGCAGGGGGCGCUGGAGGGGCAGCUGGAGAUGGUGCUGGAGUGGAUCGACGCGGGGGAGGCGGACCUGACGCAGGAUUGA
Molecule: messenger RNA, 546 nt
Organism: Monoraphidium neglectum
Lineage: Eukaryota; Viridiplantae; Chlorophyta; Chlorophyceae; Sphaeropleales; Selenastraceae
Exons: 6
Coding region: 1-546 (181 amino acids)
Source: RefSeq, a predicted model, not a curated record